AGCUUGAUCCAUCAGGUGUUCAACCGUUUCUUUGCAUCUUCCAAGAUCAAGCUUGGUCACCUAUUUCGGAAGUAUCUAACUAACCGUCGAGUUCGUACUUGUCCGUCCCAUUCCCAACGCUGCGGUUACUACGCUUGGGCCUUUUGAUUGUGCCUUCAACUUUCUUGGAAUUGCCCCUCGAAGGCCUUCCGGUCCCACUGAGGCCGAACUGUAAAAUCAACAAUGAUAUCUCCUAUUGACAGUGGUCUGCUGAACGAACUGCGGCAGUCAGUUCGAGAUUGUUCUGAUAGAGGGCUAUACGUGGCUUCUAAGUGGUCAUCUGAGCUGCUUUUGGCUAUACCGGUUCAUACUCGUGAUGCGCUGUUAUCAACCCACGCGUCGACAUUUUCCACCUCUACACCGGCUCGUUCUACUUCCCCCCAGCUAGUUUUUUCGUUCUCCAAUCCCUCCCCUGCUCCCACAAAUGCACCUCUCAUACCUUCGACCCCAGUGGCACAAUCGCACAUACCACAACUAUUUAAGCAUCAGCCAGACAAUGAUAUGGAAGAAAUUGAGUGGGAAACUUCAGAAGAUGUCUCUCUGGCAGCUGCCAGAGCCUUCUUUGGAUCUAAAGAAUAUCUCCGCGCGGUGCACGUACUACGGCAUUGCAAGAGUACAACUGCACGUUUUUUGAGUAUCUAUAGUCAAUACUUGGCUAGUGAGAAAAAAGCUUUGCGACAUUGGGAUAGAGUCGCCAACAGUCGGCACCAAACACCACUCCCAGUAAACCCUUCGAUUCUCCAAUUCCUUCAAACGGUACAAAAUGACACAGACCCCUGGCUUUUGUUCUUAAAAUCUCUGUUUCUUUUCCGGCUGUCUCGACGUGAAGAAGCAAUAGAGAGUGCGUUGCUCUCUAUUGCUGGCUAUCCGUGGAACUGGUCACUAUGGACUCUUCUUGGCAGCUGCAUAGGUGAUGGAGAAGAGCUGUCAUCUAUUCUUCCUUUGAUACCUUUACCAUCAACCCACCCUUUGGUGCAGCUAUUCCAGGUCAAAACAAUGAAUGAACUUCAUAGCCCCUCAGAGAACGAGUUAGCUAUAUGCGAUCACCUCCUGAGCGAUGACUUCUUUCGGGGUAGCCUUUGGAUCAUGAGCUUGCGCGCUUGCGUGCUAUAUCAUUUACACGAUUUUGGCCAAGCUGAAGUGCAAUUCGAGCGGAUAUUAUCCCUCGAUCCAUACCGCAUUGAUGACAUCGACGUAUACUCCAACAUUCUCUAUGUAACUGACAAUCGAUUGAAGUUAUCAAGACUCGCACAUGACUUUCUAGAGCUUGAUAAAGACCGUCCAGAAGUUUGUUGUUUGGUUGGGAAUCACCAUUCGCUCCGGGCUGAGCACGAAAAGGCUGUGAAAUACUUUAGACGAGCUACACAAUUAGAUCGGACAUAUCUAUCUGCCUGGACCCUAAUGGGUCACGAAUUCGUUGAAAUGAAGAACUCACAUGCCGCUAUUGAGGCUUACCGCAGGGCCAUUGAUGUUAAUCGGAAGGACUACAGAGCAUGGUAUGGUCUAGGCCAAGCUUACGAGCUUUUGAGCAUGCAUCAAUAUGCGCUGCACUAUUACCAACAUGCCACUGCGCUGCGACCAUAUGAUGUCCGUCUUUGGCAGGCACAAGGGAUGUGUUACGAAGAAAUUGGCCGAUUGCGUGAAGCGGUAGAAUGUAUGAAACGCGCUUUGCUCGGUGCUGACCCGCAUGAGACUACCAUCACCUUAAAGCUUGCAAAAUUGUAUGAAGAGCUAGGUGAACCUCCGGAAGCAGUAGCUUAUCAUAGAAGAGUAGUGGAAGUUUCGAGGGCAAACAUGCGACAGGUGCAAGACUACGCAAAAUCAAGCAUUUACGUCGCCCGCUACCAGAUGACCAUCGCCAAUGGAGAUAUGUCGCUUGCUCAAGAGUAUCUCGAGAAAGUAGCUCAAAGUAACGCGGAAGAAGUUGCACAGGCGUCGGAUUGGCUGAAGAGAUUGAAAACCGUUACAACAGCAAAGUCUAUUCGUCCUGAAUGACUAUUUUGAUAUUCACAAAUGGCAAAGGGUAUUAUGUCGACGAUAUUAUACAUUUAGUGCAUUGCAACUUGAAUACACUAAGUUCCGAGUCCAUCGCAAUUUACCGACUUGCCCUAAA
Serpula lacrymans var. lacrymans S7.9 is the source of this 2152-nucleotide messenger RNA. RefSeq lists its product as uncharacterized. Gene Ontology annotation, molecular function: protein binding. The transcript has 12 exons. Gene Ontology annotation, cellular component: anaphase-promoting complex. NCBI's taxonomy places the organism in Eukaryota, Fungi, Basidiomycota, Agaricomycetes, Boletales, Serpulaceae. The record is from RefSeq and is a predicted model, not a curated record. Bases 223 to 2034 code for a protein of 603 amino acids. Gene Ontology annotation, biological process: cell division.